CUUUUCUUAUAUCUUGUCCACAUUACGUGUGGCUUCUUAGCUUUUCAGUGUCUCACUGGUUUUCUCUGUAAUACUGCAGAUGUCAGAUUCAGAAGCUUAGCCUUCUAAACCAGCUGUAAGGGUGUUUGGGUUCUAAGAUUCUGAUCGCAGUCCGGGAAACAUGUCGUCCGCGUCGACCUCGAGGAGAGGUGGGGGCUCUGAUCAGCCACUGUACCCGCAGAGGCGGAUCAUGAGGACUCAGACUGCCGGGAACCUUGGAGAGACGAUGUUUGAUAGCGAGGUUGUGCCUUCUUCGCUCGCCGAGAUCGCUCCGAUUCUUCGUGUUGCCAAUGAAGUCGAAAAGAGCAACGCCAGAGUGGCUUAUCUCUGCCGAUUUUAUGCCUUUGAGAAAGCUCAUAGGUCGGAUCCCACCUCUAGUGGUCGUGGUGUUCGUCAAUUUAAAACUGCACUCCUUCAACGUCUCGAAAGAGAGAAUGAUCCAACAUUAAUGGGAAGGGUAAAAAAAAGUGAUGCACGAGAAAUGCGGAGUUUUUAUCAAAAUUACUACAAGAAGUACAUCCAGGCUUUGCAAAAUGCUUCUGAUAAAGCUGAUCGUGCACAGCUUACAAAGGCAUAUCAAACCGCUAAUGUUCUAUUUGAAGUUUUGAAGGCUGUGAAUAAUAAUCAAUCCAUGGAACUUGAUCGUGAGAUUUUGGACGUUCAAGCUAAAGUUGCUGAAAAGACAGAGAACUAUGUUCCUUACAAUAUCCUUCCUCUUGACCCUGACAGUAAAGAUCAGGCAAUUAUGAUAUUUCCUGAGAUUCAAGCUGCCGUUUACGCUCUUCGUAAUGUUAGGGGACUUCCUUGGCCAAUGAACUACCAGAAGAAGACAGAUGACGACAUUCUGGAUUGGCUUCAGCAAAUGUUUGGGUUUCAGAAACAUAAUGUGGCAAAUCAAAGGGAGCACCUGAUCUUAUUGCUUGCAAAUGUACACAUACGACAAUUUCCGAAGCCUGAUCAACAACCCAAGUUGGAUGAACGUGCGUUGACAGAAGUGAUGAAGAAACUAUUUAAGAGCUACAAAAAAUGGUGCAAAUUCUUGGGUCGGAAAAGUAGCCUUUGGAUACCAACCAUACAACAAGAAAUGCAACAGCGUAAACUACUAUACAUGGGUCUGUAUCUGCUAAUAUGGGGGGAAGCUGCCAAUUUAAGAUUCAUGCCGGAAUGCCUUUGCUAUAUUUAUCAUCAUAUGGCGUUUGAAUUGUAUGGAAUCCUAGCGGGGAAUGUAAGUCCCAUGACGGGAGAGAAUGCAAAGCCAGCCUAUGGAGGUGAAGAUGAGGCAUUUUUGAGGAAAGUUAUUACUCCAAUAUACAAUGUGAUUGCUAAGGAAGCUGAAAGAAGCAAGAAAGGGAGAUCAAAGCAUUCGCAAUGGAGGAACUAUGAUGAUUUGAAUGAAUACUUCUGGUCAGUUGAUUGUUUCCGGUUGGGCUGGCCAAUGCGUGCUGAAACUGAUUUUUUUUCUUUGAGCAUUGAACAGACUCUUGAGAACAAUGGAGAUAACAAGCCAACUACUAAAAAUCGAUGGGUGGGAAAAGUUAAUUUUGUUGAGAUACGAUCAUUUUGGCAUAUUUUCCGAAGCUUUGACCGUUUGUGGAGCUUUUUCAUUCUAUGCUUACAGGCUAUGAUCAUUGUUGCUUGGAAUGGCACGGGGGACCCAAGUUCAAUCUUUAGUUCUGAUGUAUUCAAGAAGGUAUUGAGUAUCUUUAUAACGGCGGCAAUAUUGAAGCUUGGGCAAGCUGUCCUUGAUGUAAUUCUUAGUUGGAAAGCACACCAGAGUAUGUCAUUCCAUGCUAAGCUAAGAUACAUCUUGAAAGUGGUUUCAGCUGCUGCUUGGGUGAUAGUUCUUCCAGUUACUUAUGCUUAUACUUGGGAGAAUCCUCCUGGAUUUGCUCAGACCAUCAAAAGUUGGUUCGGAAAUAGUUCAAGUUCACCAUCCUUGUUUAUAUUGGCUGUUGUUAUCUAUUUGUCUCCAAAUAUGCUGGCUGCGAUAUUGUUUCUUUUCCCCUUCAUUCGUCGAUGUCUUGAGAGGUCAAAUUAUAAGAUUGUGAUGCUCAUGAUGUGGUGGUCGCAGCCUCGGCUUUAUGUUGGGAGGGGAAUGCAUGAGAGCACAUUUUCUCUUUUCAAGUACACAAUGUUCUGGGUUCUUCUUAUAGUGACAAAGUUGGCAUUUAGCUACUAUAUAGAGAUAAAGCCACUAGUGGGUCCAACAAAAGCUAUAAUGGAUGUUAAAAUAAGUAAUUACCAGUGGCAUGAGUUUUUUCCCCGUGCAAAGAACAAUAUUGGUGUUGUGAUUGCACUCUGGGCUCCAAUUAUUCUUGUCUAUUUUAUGGAUACCCAAAUUUGGUAUGCCAUCUUCUCUACAUUAUUUGGAGGUGUUUAUGGUGCAUUUCGUCGCCUUGGUGAGAUUCGAACACUAGGAAUGCUUCGAUCUCGUUUUCUAUCAUUGCCUGGUGCUUUCAAUGCCUGUUUGAUUCCAGAGGAGAAGACUGAACCAAAAAAGAAAGGAUUAAAGUCCACAUUGUCUCGUAACUUUGAUGAGAUCCCACCAAACAAGGGGAAAGAGGCAGCAAGAUUUGCACAGUUGUGGAACAAGAUAAUCACUAGUUUUAGGGAGGAAGAUCUCAUAAGUUACCGGGAAAUGGAUCUUUUGCUUGUUCCUUAUUGGGCUGACCAUAAACUAGACCUCAUACAAUGGCCUCCAUUUUUACUUGCUAGCAAGAUUCCCAUUGCACUGGAUAUGGCUAAGGAUAGCAAAGGCAAGGAUCGAGAGCUGCAGAAGAGAAUUGACAAUGACAAUUACAUGUCCUGCGCUGUUCGUGAAUGCUUUGCGACAUUUAGGAGCAUUAUUACCUUCUUGGUUCAAGGGGAGAGUGAAAAAAAGGUCAUCGAAUUUCUAUUUGGUGAAGUUGACGAACAUAUUCGUGGUUCUACACUAGUACGCGAAUUCAAGAUGAGUGCUCUUCCAAGCCUUUAUGACUACUUCGUUAAGCUUAUGAAAUUUUUGUUGGAUAAUAAGAAGGAGGACAGCAAUAAAGUUGUUUUGCUUUUCCUGGACAUGCUGGAAGUUGUGACCAGAGACAUAAUGCCGGAGGAUCGCACAUCCAGUUUGGAAGAUUCAAGCCAUGGUGCAUCUGGGCAUGAGGGGAAGGACCCCCUUAAUCAUCCAUAUCAGUUAUUUGCUUCUUCUGGUGCCAUCAAUUUUCCAGUUGAAGUAACAGAGGCUUGGACCGAGAAGAUCAAACGGCUCUAUUUACUGCUUACUACGAAGGAAUCUGCCAUGGAUGUACCGUCCAACUUAGAAGCAAGAAGGCGUAUAUCCUUCUUCUCAAAUUCAUUGUUUAUGGAUAUGCCUUCCGCACCCAAAGUUCGCAAUAUGCUCUCCUUCUCGGUGUUAACUCCAUACUACACUGAAGAUGUUCUUUUCUCCUUGCGUGAGCUGGACGUGCCAAAUGAAGAUGGUGUUUCAAUCCUAUUUUACUUGCAAAAGAUUUUUCCAGAUGAAUGGACCAACUUUCUUGAACGAGUGAAAUGCUCUAGUGAAGAAGAACUUAAAGGAUCUGAUGAUUUAGAGGAAGAACUUCGCCUCUGGGCAUCAUAUAGGGGCCAAACUUUGACUAGAACUGCAAGAGGUAUGAUGUACUACCGGAAAGCUUUGGAGCUUCAGGCUUUGCUUGAUAUGGCCAAAGAUGAAGAUUCAAUGAAAGGCUAUAAAGCCAUAGAAUUAAAUUUAGAGGACCAAGCAAAUGGGGAAAGGUUAUGGGCACAAUGCCAAGCUGUGGCUGAUAUGAAGUUCACUUAUGUGAUAUCGUGCCAGCAAUAUGGGAUUCACAAGCGAUCUGGCGAUCCUCGUGCACGGGACAUCUUGAGGCUCAUGACAACAUAUCCAUCACUUCGUGUAGCAUACAUUGAUGAGGUAGAGAAACCCAGCAAUGAUAAAUCCAAGAAAAUAAAUGAAAAGAUUUAUUAUUCUUGUCUAGUGAAGGCUGCUUUGCCAAAGUCUGAAUCUUCAAAUCCUGCACAGAAUUUGGACCAGGAAAUUUAUAGAAUAAAACUUCCAGGACCACCUUUCUUAGGUGAGGGAAAGCCCGAAAAUCAGAAUCAUGCGAUUAUAUUUACACGGGGUGAAGGCUUGCAGACAAUAGACAUGAACCAGGAUAACUACAUGGAAGAAGCAUUAAAAAUGAGAAAUUUGCUUCAAGAAUUUCUUAAAAAGCACGAUGGUGUGAGGUACCCUACAAUCCUUGGGCUUAGGGAACAUAUAUUUACUGGAAGUGUUUCUUCUCUUGCUUGGUUCAUGUCAAAUCAGGAAACCAGUUUUGUGACAAUUGGGCAAAGACUGUUGGCCAACCCUCUGAAGGUCCGAUUCCACUAUGGUCAUCCCGAUGUGUUUGAUAGGAUCUUUCACCUUACUAGAGGGGGUGUCAGUAAAGCAUCCAAGGUUAUUAACUUGAGUGAAGACAUUUUUGCUGGUUUCAAUUCUACCCUUCGUGAAGGCAAUAUUACCCAUCAUGAGUACAUACAAGUUGGGAAGGGGAGGGAUGUGGGCCUCUACCAGAUCUCUAUGUUUGAGGCAAAGAUAGCUAAUGGCAAUGGAGAGCAGACAUUGAGUAGGGAUAUGUACCGCCUUGGACACCGUUUUGACUUUUUCCGAAUGUUAUCAGCUUAUUUCACCACAGUUGGUUUCUACUUCAGUACUCUUAUCACUGUGCUCACAGUAUAUGUGUUCCUUUAUGGCCGCCUUUAUCUUGUCCUCAGUGGGCUUGAAGAAGGUCUGAUUACUCAACCAGCAAUUCGAGUCAAUAAACCUCUUGAAGUGGCUCUUGCUUCUCAAUCUUUUGUUCAAAUUGGAUUUUUGAUGGCCUUGCCCAUGUUGAUGGAAAUUGGUUUGGAAAGGGGUUUUCGAACUGCAUUGAGUGAGUUCAUAUUGAUGCAAUUACAACUGGCCCCUGUAUUUUUCACAUUUUCUCUUGGAACAAAAACCCAUUACUAUGGAAGGACAUUACUUCAUGGGGGUUCAAAGUAUAGGCCUACUGGUCGAGGGUUUGUGGUGUUCCAUGCCAAGUUUGCUGACAACUAUAGACUCUACUCCCGUAGUCAUUUUGUCAAGGGUAUGGAGCUCCUGAUCUUGCUUCUUGUGUACCAAAUAUUUGGUCAUACUUAUAGAAGUGCUGUUGCAUAUGUCUUGAUCACUAUAUCUUUAUGGUUUAUGGUGGGCACCUGGCUUUUUGCUCCCUUUCUGUUCAACCCUUCUGGUUUUGAGUGGCAAAAGAUUGUGGAUGAUUGGACUGAUUGGAAUAAGUGGAUCAGCAACCGAGGCGGCAUAGGUGUGCCACCAGAAAAAAGUUGGGAAUCAUGGUGGGAAGAAGAACAAGAGCAUCUUCAUCAUUCUGGAAUGCGUGGUAUCGUAGCAGAGAUAUUGUUAGCUCUGCGAUUCUUUAUCUAUCAGUAUGGGCUUGUGUAUCAUUUGACAAUUGCAAAAAAAACACAAAGUUUUCUGGUCUAUGGAUUAUCUUGGCUGGUGAUCAUUCUUAUAUUGUUUGUAAUGAAGACUGUCUCAGUUGGGCGGCGAAAGUUCAGUGCAAGUUUCCAACUUGUGUUCCGGCUAAUCAAAGGAAUGAUAUUCCUGACUUUUGUCUCUAUUCUAGUCACUUUGAUUGCCCUCCCACAUCUGACAUUACAAGACAUCAUCGUUUGCAUUCUUGCCUUCAUGCCAACUGGUUGGGGGCUGCUUCUGAUUGCGCAAGCUUGCAAGCCUCUUGUUCGGCGAGCUGGGUUUUGGGGAUCAGUUAGGACGCUUGCUCGUGGUUAUGAGAUUGUUAUGGGUUUGCUUCUGUUCUCUCCAGUUGCAUUCCUGGCCUGGUUUCCCUUUGUUUCUGAAUUCCAAACCCGUAUGCUCUUUAACCAAGCAUUUAGCAGAGGACUACAGAUUUCUCGUAUUCUUGGCGGCCACGGGAAGGAUCGUGCAUCACGGAACAAGGAGUAAUCUUACUGACAUCAAGACCAUUGUUAAUGCUUUUUCCUCGAUCUCCCUUGAUAUGGCGUGCAAAUGUUUAUAUUUUUCAUUAGCUGUUUUGAUUAUGGAAGUAAUUGGGCUGCAUUACUGGAACUUUCUUUAUUCCAUUAUAGUAAAGCCCUGCACCUCUUCCCUGAGUCUCAUCCAAAGGCAUUCAGCUGAUAUGAUCUUUGGAUUCUUGUUUGAACGAUUUCUUGAGUAAAAAUGAAAAAAAAACAAAAAUACCACAUUCUUAUUUUUCUUAUCCAAUUGUG
This is a messenger RNA of Juglans regia (Persian walnut), 6306 nucleotides long. Its product is annotated as callose synthase 3-like. Bases 161 to 6022 code for a protein of 1953 amino acids. The transcript has 43 exons. Lineage: Eukaryota; Viridiplantae; Streptophyta; Magnoliopsida; Fagales; Juglandaceae. Gene Ontology annotation, molecular function: 1,3-beta-D-glucan synthase activity. Gene Ontology annotation, biological process: (1->3)-beta-D-glucan biosynthetic process. The record is from RefSeq and is a predicted model, not a curated record. Gene Ontology annotation, cellular component: 1,3-beta-D-glucan synthase complex; plasma membrane.